Dissoconium aciculare CBS 342.82 is the source of this 469-nucleotide messenger RNA. RefSeq lists its product as uncharacterized. NCBI's taxonomy places the organism in Eukaryota, Fungi, Ascomycota, Dothideomycetes, Mycosphaerellales, Dissoconiaceae. The transcript has a single exon. Bases 35 to 292 code for a protein of 85 amino acids. The record is from RefSeq and is a predicted model, not a curated record.
CGUUGUUACAAUAAAAUCCCCGUGUCUGUGGUUCAUGAAAAGGUUCAUGUACGCAUUGAUUGACCAGCAUCGCACAACCACAACACCAACCCUAAUCACAACCCUAAUGCAAUCGACGAGGCGUGUUAGGUUGCUCAUCGAUGUCCAGUCUGCUAAAGGCGGUCUCGAGCUUCUAGAGGCAACUGACGAUCAAGUCAAGUCACAUCGUUCCCUUGUCCAAGUACUCGUUCCAACCAUCGUGAUACCUGCUUUGAUCGUCUUAGAUCUUGCAGAGUUUAGAUGGUCGAAAUGAACCAAUGACUACUGCCGUACAAGAAAAAUUCCCAUUUGCCAAGUGAACUCUGCGACCGUGUAUGAGUACACUCACGGGCACAGGUCCGGCGAAUGAACUCACCGGUAGACCUCAGACCAACCACAAUCUUGUCUCACGAUGCAUAAUUGAGUCAAUCUUCUGAGAUUGCCACCUUAA